AAUAUGAUCUCCUACAGGGGAUGCAUGACCCAGCUUUACUUUUUCUGUUGCUUUGGUAUUUCUGAAGUUUAUGUGCUGACAUCAAUGGCCUAUGAUCGCUAUGUGGCUAUCUGUAACCCUCUUUUGUAUAAUGUUGUCAUGUCCCCUAAAGUGUGUUCCAGCCUUAUGCUUGGUUCAUAUUUUAUGGCAUUUUCAGGUGCCAUGGCUCACACAGGAUGCAUGCUGAGACUGACCUUCUGUGAUGCAAACACCAUCAACCAUUAUUUAUGUGAUAUCCUACCUGUGCUCCAGCUCUCCUGCACGAGCACCUAUGUGAACGAGUUGGUGGUUUUCAUUGUGGUAGGCAUCAAUGUGAUUGUGCCCAGUGUCACCAUCUUUGUCUCCUAUUGUUUCAUCCUCUCCAGCAUCCUGCGCAUCAGCUCCACUGAGGGCAGGUCCAAAGCCUUCAGCACCUGCAGUUCCCACAUGGUUGCUGUUUCUCUCUUCUUUGGAUCAGGUGCAUUUAUGUAUCUUAAACCAUCUUCUGCUGGGUCUAUGUNGGAUGAGGGGAAAAUCUCUUCUGUCUUUUAUACCAAUGUGGUUCCCAUGAUGAACCCUUUCAUUUACAGCUUGAGAAACAAAGAUGUUAAACUUGCUCUGAGAAAAACUGUGAGUAGGAGUGUGUUUUGA
This is a messenger RNA of Ailuropoda melanoleuca (giant panda), 669 nucleotides long. RefSeq names its product olfactory receptor 145-like. The record is from RefSeq and is a predicted model, not a curated record. Lineage: Eukaryota; Metazoa; Chordata; Mammalia; Carnivora; Ursidae. Gene Ontology annotation, cellular component: membrane. Gene Ontology annotation, biological process: G protein-coupled receptor signaling pathway. Gene Ontology annotation, molecular function: olfactory receptor activity; G protein-coupled receptor activity.